Myotis davidii is the source of this 1113-nucleotide messenger RNA. RefSeq names its product catechol-O-methyltransferase domain containing 1 (gene COMTD1). The record is from RefSeq and is a predicted model, not a curated record. Lineage: Eukaryota; Metazoa; Chordata; Mammalia; Chiroptera; Vespertilionidae. Gene Ontology annotation, molecular function: S-adenosylmethionine-dependent methyltransferase activity; O-methyltransferase activity. The transcript has 9 exons. The coding region runs from base 158 to 1018 and encodes 286 amino acids.
AUGAUGAGGCAGAAACGUAUCAAAUUUUUCCUCCCUGACCCAGGCUCCCACACCCUGCACGCAGUCCUGCUCCCCGUAGGCGAAGUUCCGAGCGCAGCCACCAGAUGGCGACCGGCUCUCUCGGGCAGGGCUUGCAGUAAGGCUGUGCGGCCGCCAGAUGGUGCUCGAGGCCGCGGUCGGCGGGCAGUGCGGGGGACAAGACAGAACAGGAAGGCCCGAGGGUCCGAGCGCGGCCCCGGCAGCCCCAGCACAAGUGACUUUGCCACCCCCGCGCCCUGCCCGCGCCAUGAUCCAGCCCGUGCCUCGGCUCUCUGUGCCCGCCGCGCUGGCCCUGGGAUCGGCUGCUCUGGGCGCUGCCUUCGCUACCGGCCUUUUCCUGGGGAGACGGUGCUCUUCACGGCGAUCCCGGCGAGAGAAGCGCCUUCUGCCCCCCGAGGACAGCCCCUUGUGGCAGUAUCUGCUGAGCCGCUCCUUGCGGGAGCACCCAGCGCUGCGGAGCCUGCGGCUGCUGACGCUGGAGCAGCCGCGGGGAGAGUCCAUGAUGACCUGUGAGCAGGCCCAACUUCUGGCCAACCUGGCGCGGCUCAUUAAGGCCAAGAAGGCGCUGGACCUGGGCACGUUCACAGGCUACUCGGCCCUAGCACUGGCCCUACUGGGGCGGCCCCUAUGGCGGAAGGCUGAAGAGGAACACAAGAUUGACCUUCGGUUGAAGCCCGCCCUGGAAACCCUGGAUGAGCUCCUGGACGCGGGCGAAGCUGGCACCUUCGACGUGGCCGUGGUGGACGCCGACAAGGAGAACUGCACCCUCUACUACGAGCGGUGCCUGCAGCUGCUGCGCCCCGGAGGCAUCCUCGCUGUCGUCAGUGUCCUGUGGCGGGGACGAGUGUUGCAGCGCCAACUGCAAGACGUGGAAACGCAGUGCGUCCGAAACCUGAACGAGCGCAUCCUGCGCGACGCCCGGGUGCACAUCAGCCUCCUGCCCCUGGGCGACGGCCUCACCUUAGCCUUCAAAAUCUAAGGCCGCCCCUAGCCACGGCCUCGAUGGAGGGGACCUGGGAAUCCCAGCCGUCGACCCCGUUUUAAAUCCGUCAAUAAAGUGGGUCCUAGACACAA